Molecule: messenger RNA, 1458 nt
Organism: Penicillium paradoxum
Lineage: Eukaryota; Fungi; Ascomycota; Eurotiomycetes; Eurotiales; Aspergillaceae
Exons: 8
Coding region: 1-1458 (485 amino acids)
Biological process (GO): carbohydrate metabolic process
Molecular function (GO): hydrolase activity, hydrolyzing O-glycosyl compounds
Source: RefSeq, a predicted model, not a curated record
AUGCGUCUCUCAAGCCCUCUUCUGGCUAUUCUUUUAGCCAUUCCAGCAAAAGGCAGAUACAUAGUGCCUGGAGGGAGAUGGCACGAUACCAAUGGGUCUCUCAUCAAUGCGCACGGCGCCGGGAUCACCUUUGACUCGAAAUCCGGCCGGUUCUGGUGGUUUGGCGAGUACAAGACAGAAGAGCAACCCGAAGGAGGUGGUGUCGCAGUAUACAGCUCUGAGGAUUUGAGCACCUGGACUUCGGGAGGAUUGGCUCUAGCUCCAAUUGAGGGACACCCAUACAUCUCACCGGAGAACAUAAUUCAACGGCCCAAAGUGGCUUACAGUUCUGAGACUGAGGACUAUCAUAUGUGGUGGCACGCCGACAACUCUAGCUAUGGGCUCCUUCUCCAGGGCCAUGCAGUGUCCUCCAACAUCGGUGGGCCAUAUAAGUUCGUUGACGCAACCGCGCCCCUUGGAAACUGGUCCCAGGACUUUGGACUAUUCACUGACUAUAAGGACGGUCGAUCAUACGCACUCUACUCGAAUGGAGAUAGUCAAGAUGGACGAGAUGUGUACCUUACCAGCAUGAACAAAAACCUCACCGCGCUCGAAAAACCCGUACACCGAUUCCCGAAAUACGAUCUUGAGGCACCAACUAUCAUGCAGACAGAGAAAAGCUACUGGGCACUAAUGAGUCAUAAGACUGGGUAUAGGCCAAACAACGUGGUGGCAUUCCGAGCCGAUUCCUUGAGCGGGCCCUGGUCCCAGCCGUUUGUUGUUUCACCAUUGAACACAAGAACUUUCAAUUCUCAGUCUGGAUUCACAUUGAGAAUUCAAGGAACAAAGAAGACAACAUAUCUUUACAUCGGAGACCAAUGGGACUCAAAUUCUGUUUGGGACAGUCGUUACAUCUGGUUACCGAUCCGGACUGAUGAGUCUAAGAAAACCCUCGAGGUUGAAUGGCACGACGUUUAUGAUCUCAACGUCAAAACUGGAGAAUGGAAGCCUGUCAAGGGAAUAACAUACUCUGCCCAAAAUGCAAAGACGCACGGGGAUGCCUACAAACAAGAGGCCAACUUCGCAACCAAUGGGGUCAUACUCACUGGAAUAUAUGGGAACGAUAGCACCGUUACAUUUGAAAACAUCGAGGGGUCUGGAAAGCCACAAUGGGUCUCGUUCUAUUAUCAAAACACGGAUGACUUGGGCUUUGGCGACCAACCUGGAGGCACCCCGGAUAGAAUUGGCGGUGCAUGGCAACUACGCCGUAUCAGUAGCGUAGUUGUCAACGGGGAAGCUUCAAGCAUCCAAACUCUCUACCAACGAGACACACACAAGGGGAUCAUUCUGUCUACUCCACUUCAACUGACACUGAAGAAAGGGAAGAGAAAUUCCAUCACGAUCGGUGGACUAUAUAGUGGCUUCGAUAAUAAGGGUGCAGACCUGGAUCGAAUUGUCGUUUAUCCUGCUGAGAGAUGA